This is a messenger RNA of Penicillium samsonianum, 537 nucleotides long. RefSeq lists its product as uncharacterized. The record is from RefSeq and is a predicted model, not a curated record. The transcript has a single exon. NCBI's taxonomy places the organism in Eukaryota, Fungi, Ascomycota, Eurotiomycetes, Eurotiales, Aspergillaceae. The coding region runs from base 1 to 537 and encodes 178 amino acids.
AUGACCGACGCUGCCGAUGUGCUUGUCGAUUCUCCUUCCGAUCCAGACGACCCAGCUCAGCGGCAGGGGCAGCUUGACGCGUUAGACGAAGCUACACUCCGGUUCAGCAUGAACAUUAUCCGGCAUGCUGUCCCCCGACGAGCCUUUGACUCAGUACUCGUGUCAUUCGCUGCGGUACUCUUCUGGAGCCCGCAAUCCCGGCGAUGGCUGACCUUGGCUCAAUACACGACAUACCUCUCACAAUUGAUCUACGAUUGCCAGAUGAUGGUUCUCGCUCAUUCUCUGGCGCAGGCUGCCGAGGACAAUCUAGGGGUAACCCUGGUCGAGAUCCGAGAUCAGUGGCUACUGAAUGACACUGCUGGGCCUGUGGCGGAGCUGCUGGAAAACCGACUUCUUGGUUUUCACAUUGGCCGUACCGAAGUGCCUCCGGCUCAGGUACGAUGGUAUCAGGAUGGGCAAACGGCCAUCUACCAAGAUGUGACCCUUCACCUGACCGACCUUCAUACCAUCAUCUGGCGGGGUCUUCAGGGAGCCUAG